Messenger RNA from Aspergillus steynii IBT 23096, 3363 nucleotides. Its product is annotated as putative transcription factor TFIID complex 145 kDa subunit. The record is from RefSeq and is a predicted model, not a curated record. Gene Ontology annotation, molecular function: RNA polymerase II general transcription initiation factor activity; RNA polymerase II general transcription initiation factor binding; TBP-class protein binding. The transcript is spliced from 4 exons. Gene Ontology annotation, cellular component: transcription factor TFIID complex. The coding region runs from base 1 to 3363 and encodes 1120 amino acids. Gene Ontology annotation, biological process: transcription by RNA polymerase II; RNA polymerase II preinitiation complex assembly. Lineage: Eukaryota; Fungi; Ascomycota; Eurotiomycetes; Eurotiales; Aspergillaceae.
AUGCCUCACGCUACGGAAACCGGCGCCCCCGACGCCGAAGACGCCGACUUCGAAAAUGUCAUGCGACAGAUGAACGGCCCCCUCGAGGGCGGCAUGUCUAUGGACUUCUUAAAUCGAGACCUGGAACCCGGCGAGAAGGCGGAUGACGCGGUCGACUACGAAGAUUUCGACGACGAUGAUUUACCCGAGGAAGAGGAAAGAGCCCAACGAAUGGCAGAGAACGGAGUCGCAGACACCGACGACCUUGAUAAAGAUUUGUUUGAGGCCGAGGAAGAUGAUUUAUUCGGAGGUCCGGAUGAUGACGAGCCGCCGCAGCACCAGCCACAAGAGUCUGCCCCCGAUGAACUUGACGACCUGUUCGGCGACGGGCCCGCCUCGCCUGGACCCGAUCAGGUGGACUCGACUCGCGAUCUUUUCUUCGAAGAGGAAGAUGAGCAGCCGCCGCCUAUGCCCCCCGUCGCUAUCGAAACACCAACUGCUGAACCGGAGCGAAUGGACGUGGAGGAAGAUGCCGAGGAGCCUUUGCAGGACCCUGGAACGAUGAGCCCUACGGGAGAGGAUAUGGACCCUGCUGCCCUGCGCGCGUGGAAACUUCAGCAGGCCUUGUUUGCUAUGUCCAACGUUGGCCCCGACAAUCCUCCUGCCCCGCCGGAGAACGUGGAGGAACUUCUGCAAUCAUUGUUCCCUGGGUUUGAUCGCAAAACUCUUCCUCGAUUCCUUGAAUUGAUCCCCCACAAGAAGGCCUUCUUUCUAGGCAAACAGCACACGAAACCCCCGAAACCGGUACUUCCAACUAAACUCAACGUCGAACUGGCUCACGACCAGGAGAGGGGCUUCAGGUCCGGGGGUCAGGCUUUUAAAAGAUCACUCGAAUCGGAGCAUCUAGGGAUCAUGACGAUUACCGAGGCUGCCCCAGAGGACGAAGGCGAGGAGGAAGAAAUCCGGGAGGAGUUUGACCAAGACACUGACGUGGAGGAACCCUUGCCCGGCGGCAUUACUUUGCAUGAUCUUCGAGUUGUAUGCAUGGAUUGGGAUGUGAAGGAUGACAUCUCCGUCAUGGAUAUUGACGAGCCCGUCCCCAUGGAUACGGCCGAAGACGAGGACGAUUGGCUCAUCGAAACUACUCAACCAGCGAAGAAGCGGAAGAUUGGCAGAGACGCGACUGAAUUGAUUGCUCUCUCUCAUAUCGACGUGCCUGUGAUGGAUGAUCCUACUCAAGUCACGUCGCGGAUUGCUCAAAAGGUAACAAUUGAUAUGAACGAUCCUCAUAUUUUGCUUGAUGAGCGGGGACCCGAUUCUGCGGUCCAAAAGCCCAAAUCUCUAGGAGCUCUUAACCGCGAGGACAUGGAUGUGAACGUCACCCGGCGUCUUACCUCCCGCUACAACAUUUCAAAUGACCAAGCCUAUGACAUGCUUAAGCAGAACCAUCAGAACAAGGUCCGAAGCACUCUGGGCAAUGUCACUCUUGAGCACAGUAUGCCAGCACUUCGCCUGCAGUGGCCUUAUUACAAGACCGAGCUUGCUAAGGCGGAAGCCCGAUCGUUCCAUCGGCCGGCCUUGUCUUUCCGACCCGGUCAGACUUGCUGGUUUAAGAAUCCCAACUUCAUCAAGCGCAAGCACCAGAGGGGAAAAGAUGUCAAGCAACUUUAUAAUUCUACCAAGGCACUGUCCAUGGCAGACAAUUCGAACGUCUUGCUCGUCGAGUAUUCGGAAGAGGCCCCCCUCAUGCUCUCGAACUUCGGAAUGUCGAAUCGAAUUAUCAAUUAUUAUCGGCGAAAGAGCAUGGAGGAUCCGACUCGUCCCAAGGCCGAGAUUGGCGAAACCGUUGUCCUCCUUCCCCAAGAUAAAAGCCCAUUCUCAAUUUUUGGGCACGUGGACUCUGGGGAGAUUACCCCCGCUAUCUCGAACUCCAUGUAUCGCUCACCCCUAUUCCAGCACAAAGCCAAAUCGACCGAUUUCUUGGUGGUGCGUAGCAGCACUACUGGGGGUGGCAGCAAUUACUACCUCCGGAACAUCGAUAAUCUGUAUGUCGCCGGCCAGCAAUUCCCGUCCGUGGAUGUGCCUGGACCUCAUUCACGAAAGGUGACGACGGUCGCCAAAAACCGCAUGAAGAUGCUCGUUUACCGUCUCUUGAAGAAGAGCCCUGAUCUCAGGCUUUCGAUUAGUGACGUCACUGCCCAUAUCCCCGGGACCAGCGAUAUGCAGAACCGCCAGAAAGUCAAGGACUUCCUCCAGCACGACAAGGACUCCAAAUACUGGGUCCCCUUGGAGCCGGUCCCUGAGCAAGAUGUCAUUCGAUCCUGGGUUCAACCCGAGGACGUCUGCUUGCUUGAGUCCAUGCAGGUUGGUCAGCAGCAUUUGCAUGACACGGGUUACGGCAAUGAUGCCGAAACCGGCGGUGACGAUGACGAGGACGGGGAAAGCGAAAGCUUCGAGCAACAGAUGGCCCCAUGGAAGGCAACCCGAAACUUCCUUCUUGCGUCCCAAGGAAAGGCAAUGCUCAAGCUUCACGGAGAGGGCGAUCCCACCGGCCGAGGCGAGGGUUUCAGUUUCAUCAAGACGUCCAUGAAAGGGGGUUUCAAGGCCAUUGGCGAGAGUGUUGAGGACAAAUUGGACGCGCAACGACUUAAGGAACUGGGCGGACACAGUUACAAUGUGGCUCGACAGCAAAAGUCAUACGAAACGUCGAUUCGACGAAUCUGGGAUGCCCAGAAGGCUAGCUUGUCGUCCACCGUUGAGCAUUCGGAUGCGGAGAGUGACAUUGAUCGUGAAGACGAGGAGGAGUUCGGCAAGCCGACCCCAAGAUCAGAAGCUCCUACUCCGGCACCCGGUCGCCGAGACGACGAGACGACCAGUCAAUUUAGUAAGAUGAGCAUGCCGGAUCAGAAAGGGAAGGUCCUUCGGAUCAUUCGAUAUUACAAAGACGAAAAGGGAGGCCUUUACCCCAAAGAAUCCCUUGUAUGGGAUCAACGUGUCAUUCGGCACUAUAUUCAGCAUCGCCACAGGGCCGAGGCGUUGUCGACCAAACUGGAUUCUCUCCAACCAACAGGCGACCCUGAGAUUGAUGCUCGCAAUAAGAAACUGAUCGAAAACGAACUCAGCCGUCUGAACCGCAACAAAGAGCGCCGGUUCGCACGCGAAAAGCAAAAGGGCGUUGUCCGAACGUCUGGCGGCGACUCACCGGCCGAAGGUGGCUCUGGAGGUGGCAAGUCGGCCGGCACUCAGCGCAAGUGUGCCAACUGCCUCCAGGUCGGUCACAUCAAAACCAACAAGAAACUCUGCCCUCUCCUCAACGGUACCAUGAAGCCCGAAGAACGGGUCAGCGAUUCGGCCUUCGCUAUGGGCGCUCCCCCUGCAAUCUAA